Molecule: messenger RNA, 3311 nt
Organism: Nerophis ophidion (straightnose pipefish)
Lineage: Eukaryota; Metazoa; Chordata; Actinopteri; Syngnathiformes; Syngnathidae
Gene: nrg3b
Product: neuregulin 3b
Exons: 9
Coding region: 1035-2972 (645 amino acids)
Biological process (GO): intracellular signal transduction; animal organ development; nervous system development
Molecular function (GO): chemorepellent activity
Source: RefSeq, a predicted model, not a curated record
GUGCAUGAAUGUGUGUGUGCUGCUGUUGCUGCCGCCUCCCUCCCUCUGCCUCCCAUCUGCAUCUGCUGCAGAGCUUAGCCAACAAGCAUCUCUACGCAGUCUGUCUUCUCGCUUUUUUGUCCGCGCCCGCCGCCAUGGAGACAGGACAAUCAGCGGGCGUCACUUUCGGAGUGUUGAGGACUGGGAAUGGGAUGCACGGAGACACAUCACUGGACUGACCCAACCGUCUCCAGAAACAGCCGCCACAUAAUUUUUUUCCCCCAUCCAUCCCCUCUUCUUCCUCCUCUUCAUCUCCUAUUCUGCUGCUUGCGCCACUGUGGGAAUGCAGCGGAGGUAAACCAGCCAUUAAGGUUCCCACCAGCCUCCUUGCACCACCAGGAGCGGAUCUAUUUGCAAGCGGACGCCAAUAAAGCCCAACGGGGACGAGGGUGUCUCUCGCAGGAAAGUGGGGCCGGGUGGUGCUUGGAUGGCAUCAACUUCAGCAAAUACUGGAUUACUUAAAAACAGGAGAGCUGGCAGACGUGGCUGAGCAAGGGAACUUGAACUAAAAGGAAAGACUUUCUAUUUUCACGCCAUGGAUUUACAGCGCUGAUCUCCAUCACCUUGCAAAGGAUCGAUACUCACCAUUUUUUUUUUAACAAGGGAGUGAAGCACCUUUGGAUUUAUCAUCUUUGAGAAAACCACCCCCACCCUCACCUGUGCAUACCUUGUGAGCGUGUGUGUGUGUGUGUGUUCUUGUGCAUGUGUGUGUGUUUGGUUUCUUGUCCGCCAGAGGGAGUGUGUGUCGCUUAUGUCUGCAUGUUCCAGCGGUAAAAUAUUUGUUACAUGAGCGAUGUGCUAGAGUAGCGGUGAGUGCAUGUAUGUGAGUGUCUUAAUUUAUAUUUAUAUUAAUACAUAUAUACAUUGGUAUACUGUAUAUACAAAAAGCUUGCUGUGUAUGUAAGAUGUGCUGCCUCGCUUUUCUGCCAACCAUUUCUCCCGUCUUUGGGCAACCUGUUUGACCUCCAAAGCUCCCUGAGAGACCAAAAAGCACAAUGAGUGAGCACUCGGGUGCAAGCACUCUAGCGGCCAUGACUCUGGAGGAGCCCGGUGCUGAGCAGGCGUCCCCCAGAGCUCCGGGCCCCCUCCGCUGUGGCCCCUGCGCUGUGUGGCCUCGCCAGCAGACCUGGUUGUGCGCCGUGCCCUUAGUUAUGGGCUUUGUGGGCUUGGGACUUAGUCUCAUGUUGCUGAAAUGGAUUGUGGUGGGAUCCGUCCAAGACUAUGUCCCAACAGACCUGGUGGAUCCCAAAGGUAGCAUGGGGCAGGACCCUAUCUUUCUCUCAAAACCCAGUGCCAUGCCCAAGGGGCCAGACAUCUCUACUGCCACCACGUCUGCCACCUCCACCAGUGCAAUGGUGUCCACGACAACGCCGCUAGCUGCUGACGGGACUGCACCGGCGCCAAGAACUCGAUUUGGGCCACCGGUGAACCACUCAGCCAAUGGCAGUGCCGCUGGUGCUGGCGAUGGCAACCAAGCCCCACACCUUCAUAACCGCGUGGGAACGCGUGUUGGCGGUACUGCGGUCGUCACGUCCACCACCCGCUCCCCCCGCAUCACCCCACCGCCGAGCGGUAAGGAAGUGACCCCUCGCAGCACAGUCAGGAAAGUAAGUGGCCGCAACGGCCAUUCAAAGCCAGCGCAGACCACCACUGAGGCCUCCACAACCUCCAGCACUACCACCACCACUGUGAGGAUAACCACUAAGAUGCAGCCGACCACCUCACAGCCAGCUGCCCACCCCGUAAAGCCCACAUCUCGUUGGACUCAUGGACGUCAAGGAAAGGGCCCUGCGACAAGGCCUCACCACCGUUUCCGAACCCCUAUGGCCCCAACACAGCCUAACCUGCGCUCAGAGGUCUUCAAACCUUGCAUCGACGAUAAGGACUUGGCCUUUUGCCUAAACGAGGGGGAGUGUUCUAUCAUUGAAACUGUAGCCGGGGUCCAUCGACACUGCAGGUGUAAAGAAGGCUACCAUGGUUUACGGUGCGACCAGUUUGUACCCAAGACUGAUGCCAUCUUGUCCGACCCAACAGCGGACGAACUUGGCAUCGAGUUCAUGGAGAGCGGUGACACCUACCAGAGGCAGGUGUUGUCCAUCUUCAGCAUCGCCUCGGGGAUCUGUCUUCUCGGAGUGGCGUGCAUGGCUCUCUACCGCCGCAACAAGAGACAGCGAGAAAAACUCCAAGCCCACUUUUCCGAAAGUCGCACCUUGAGGGACGGCAGCGUCAACGCUUCCGGCCUGAUGUCCAGAUCUACCACAAUAACUCAAUUCAGCGUCCAAAAGAGCGGCAGCACCCACGGGUGUCCUUCCAACGCCGAGCCAGGAGCGCCGACCGUCGCACCGCCCGUCCUCGGCAGAGCGCUGUCUAAAGGGAAACGCUUCAGGAGCAAUUCCCUCUCGUUUAGCCCGGUGCUGAAACGGAAGGAGAGCAACCACGUCAGGACGCCGCCCAUUUCUGGAGGAAUGCUGAAACUGCCGUCCAAUCUCGCGCCUCACGUCUACAAGCACUUGCAGGAGGAGGAGGAGGAGGAGGAGGAAGAGCCAACACACUUGGAGUCCUUAAAGAGGUGCGACGCUGCCGGCGGGGAGGUGAGCGCCCUCGUCAGCAGGACCCCUCCCUUCAGAAAGGGAUGGACCGAGGUCCCUUGCACCCGGCUGGACAAAGGAAGCAUCUUCCCUCCGCCUUCUCUGCGCACGCGCUCCGUUCCCAUCAUCCCGUCGCUCCAGGCUUGUGACCUCCAGGGAAGGCAGUCAGACGUGGACGAACACAACCGAGGGGGGCGUUACGUCCAGAUCGCCAAUGAACUCGAUCCAGAACUUUCCACCUCCAAGACAAAACCAUCAAGCCCGGGACAAAGAGUCCAGUAUUCCACCGGAGGUGCUUUGAAGAUGUCCAUCAAGAACCCCAGCAGCAGAGGAAACACCAGUUGAUUGGAUUAACGCUGCAAACUCUCAAAGACUCUGGUUCCGAUACUUUUUGCUGUUGGGACUUGUGUGGCCAAGGACCAAAGUGGGGCAAAUUGAUCUGCACACGAAAAAAACUGUACGGAAAACAAGCACACAUUGUGAAUAAACUCAUAAACAGGACAACAACAACAACAACAAAAAAAACACUAUAUAAAGGGAGCGUCUCCCUAGAAACCAAAAUAGUGUGUCUCUAUGUUGUUUCUCUAUUGUAAAGAAAUGAAAGUAUAUAUGUCAUCUAUUAUAUGUCACAUAGACGUAUAUAUAUUUGACAUACCAUUGUGACAAAAUAAAGACUAAAGAUUA